GCGCCACCCACUCCAGCGUUUGAUAGCGGACACAUUGCAAUCAAUUUUUAAAAGCAACAUUUGCCUGACUGCCCCAUCAAUGUGAAUGCAAUUGGGGGGCCGGAAGGGAGACAAAUAGCAAAGAAUAACAAUAACAAGGAAGAAGUUAGACGCGGAAGGUUAACAAGAAUUGAAAGGAUAAAGACAUAUUCAAGCAAAGCGCAUACCGCUUUCUGAGUUUUGACCGCUAGCAGACUGUUCGUGUUGUCGGCGGUACGGAGACCAGAGAACAGAACAUAAAGGAAAAGCCUACAUUUUCUUUCAUCUGCUAAAUUCUGCCAGACACUCCAACAUGGCAUCCAGCUUGUUAAGCCACCAAAUGAGGUACACAGUACGACGAAGCCUUGGAUUAUUUGUUCCAAGUUACAGAUGUGUUAGCAAAACAGCUACAAAGAGCUCACUGGAUUUUGAAUAUAAUGGGCCAUCUAUGAAGACUGAAGUCCCAGGGCCUCGAUCUAGGCAAUUGAUGAAGCAACUAAAUGUAAUCCAGAAUACUGAUGCGAUACACUUCUUUUGCAAUUAUGAAGACAGCCGGGGAAACUAUCUUGUAGAUGUGGAUGGAAAUAUAAUGCUGGAUAUUUACACACAGAUUGCGUCCAUUCCUCUUGGUUACAAUCAUCCAGCUCUUUUCAAAGUUAUGCAAAAUCCACAAAAUCUGAGCACGUUUAUCAAUAGACCAGCCCUGGGAAUACUUCCACCUGAAUAUUUACCUGAAGAAAUUGAAAGAUCUCUACUGUCAAUAGCUCCUAGAAACCUAAGGAAGGUGCAGACAAUGGCCUGUGGUUCCUGCUCAAAUGAGAAUGCCUACAAAUCCAUAUUCAUUUGGUACAGAAAUAAAGAGAGAGGAAACAGUAAACCAUCAAAAAAGGAACUAGACACCUGCAUGAUAAACCAGGAACCAGGGUGCCCCGUAUAUAGCAUUCUUUCUUUCAUGGGUGGCUUUCAUGGGAGAACUUUUGGAUGCCUUGCCACAACACAUUCCAAAUCCAUUCAUAAAUUAGAUAUACCUUCACUGGACUGGCCUAUAGCACCUUUCCCAAAACUUAAGUAUCCUUUGGAAGAGCACACUAGAGAGAAUGCACAAGAAGAGGCACGUUGUUUGGAGGAGGUUGAAGACCUCAUAGUAAAAUAUAGGAAGAAGGGGAAAAAUGUGGCUGGAAUUGUCAUUGAACCAAUCCAGUCCGAGGGAGGAGACAACCACGCAUCAGUAGACUUCUUUAAGAAACUGAGAGAAAUUGCCAAAAAGCAUGGUGCGGCAUUCCAUGUGGAUGAGGUUCAGACAGGAGGUGGCUGUACUGGAAAAUUCUGGGCUCAUGAACACUGGGGAAUGGAUGACCCAGCAGAUGUUGUAUCAUUCAGUAAGAAAAUGCUUACAGGAGGCUAUUUUCAUAAGGAUGAACUAACUCCUGAUGGGCCCUAUCGAAUCUUCAAUACGUGGAUGGGAGAUCCCUCUAAAAACAUUCUAUUAAGUGAAGUUUUGAAUGUUAUCAAAACAGAGAAACUCAUGGAUGAAGUUCAAAAAUCUGGAAAGGUUUUGUUGAAUGGUUUAUAUGACUUGCAGCUUCGUUUUCCACAUAUUUUGAGUGCUGCCAGAGGUGUGGGCACAUUUUGUGCUAUUGAUGCUAAAAAUGACCAAAUAAGAAAUACCUUGAUUGAAAAGGCAAGAAGUAAAGGUGUAGUCCUUGGAGGCUGUGGAGAACGAUCAAUAAGGUUCCGUCCUGCUUUGGUCUUUAAAGAACAUCACGCUCAUCUCUUCUUGAAUAUCUUCAAUGACAUCUUGGCAGAAUUAAAAUAAGCUGGAACAGGGGUUUUGUGUCAAUGUAAAGCACAGGGUAUAAACCCAUCUUUUUUGCCAAAUAGACGGAAAAACAAGGCAUCCACAAAUUUUGUGAAUUGUUAUACAAAAUGAAAAGACAUACAUUUUUUAAUGAUUAGUUUAAAAUAUGUUCAAAAUUAUACUUGUGUAAAACCUGGGGUAAAGUGGUGGACCCUUGUUUGGCUGUGUGUGAACCUCCAGCUAGCUCCAUCUCUGCCAGGUUUAAAACACAAUAGUAAUGUGCAAAUGUAAUAGUUUGCAUGGGCAGGUGGGAGGGGUAGGUGCCAUUAUUGGUGCUUCUUGGCAGACUGGAGCACAAUAGCAUAUUGUCUAGCAAGACUGUUCUUCUAAAUAGAUAAAGCAAUAGUUUUGGGUUUUUUUCCUUGAAUUAAUUUUGCACCAAAACCAAAAAAAGACCCUCCUGCAGUGUUCCCUUGUGUUUACGGGCUAAUGUUGCCACCUACCAGUCUUAGAUUUACAAAGCCAAAACCCCGAGACCAUUAACUGGAAUGAACAUUUAUAAAGCAGCCUGCAUUUUUGUGACGCAGGUAAAUGCUCACACGGCGUGUCUAAGAUAUUGCAUUAAAUAUUAAGGUCACACAUUUUGUAAAGAGUAUUUUUCAAUGUGUAAAGAGAUGCCACAUUUUUAAAAUCCUGGCACAUUUUCUCAUGACCCCGUCUAUCUAUAUAAAAUGAAGAACAAGCAGUAGUCUUUAAAUUCCGUUGCAUACUAUAGAGUGUAAUAACCAAGGAUGACACUUGCUGAUUAAAAUGGCUGCUGUGAGUUUACCUGUCGUGUAUCCAGUAUGGCUGCUGCACUAUACAAGAACUGACACUCGAAGAUAUUUAGCAGAAACGUACAAGUACUUUUAAAAAUAAAGGUUCAAGUUUAGUUUAAUUAUAUUUGCCUUUGAAAGGAAGCACUUGUGUAACUCUUAAAAGCAAAUCUCUCGCAUGGUUCCAGGGCUGGGAAUAACUUAACUAGAUAUAAAUUUAGGUGUCACGUUUUGCAUAUUGUUUAGCAGAACAUGCAUAUCUUAGCUUCUCGCUGGCUUAAGACGAUUAGGGAUACACAUUAGUGGAAUGGUAUAAUGAAGGACUGGCGAGCAGUGUAUCAGAACGUAGUCUUAAUUCUUAAUAACUUAACACUACAUUAGUAUGAAGAAAAACUAAAUGGAGUUGUUGUUUAAUGCAUGCCUAUAUUGUACUGACAAGUGUUUAAAGCACUUUAGAUUUGAUCUUAAAGGUGUAAAUAAACUGGACUUUGAAGGAAAAUGUACAUCUAAACAACAUUUUUAAAUGUUACCUCUUUCUAGGCAAAAAUGUAAAUCUUCAACUUUUUUGAGUUUUCAGGAGAAAAAGUUUAAGCACAAAUGUGAAAAUAUGUCUUAAAAUGAAGGUAUGUUUUGAGCUGCUUACUGUUUACUGCCUUUUAACACACAUUACUUAAAAUGGCUUAAGAUGGAAGUUCUACUUCAUAUGUUUAUAAAAGUGAGAAUCUGAGUAGCAUACGCUAAUUUAAAGAACUCUGCACACUGCAACACCACUGUUAACACACGCACGACUGGCCAACUAGAACAUCCACUGUGUUUUUAUUUUAUUUUAUUUUAAAGCUAUAUUGCAUUACACCAAACAUAAAUCUGAAAUGUUUCAGAGGGAAGGUGAAUUCUACAAUUUCUUUUUUUUUUUGCAGGAUUUAUGAUUUACCACCUCCAAGUAUUCAGACUACAAUAAUUUUAGGCACAAACUUCAGGACUAAUUUCAGUUGUAAUAUUUUAAGAGAAAGAAUGGAUACUUUUUAAUUCUUUUUUACAUUUUGUCACUAAAACUGCACUUUUCUCAAUAAGUACAGUUUGUCUAAAAGUUAAAUAAUGAAAAAUAUUUUGACGGGUAAUUGUACUUCAUAUUAUACAGAGCAUCACGACAGUUGUAAAUUAUACCCAAAACUGGCAAAUGACCGAUUCAAAAGCAAAGACUUGUUGAACAUAACAUUUGGAGAACAUAAAAUACAAAAGAGUUGCGUCAAAGUCAGCCGUGCACCAGCACUACACUUGCGUUAGACAUUAAAUUUUUGAAAACCCAUCAUAGGUUUGUCGGGUACAUUUCUUCACACGUGUUCAUACGUUGUAAAAUGUUUGUACUGCAGUUUUAUUUCAAGUUCACUUGCUGCAGAUUAAAUGCAUUUCCUCCUUUUCUAAAUGGGAUUGAUCUGCGGUUUGCAAGUUCAUGCCAGUCAGUUGGCAAUCGAGUUCCUUUGCUUGUUGUAUAACAAACUUCUAAACAUCUGCUGUUUUUUGUUUUAUAAUCUGUGAACUAAUCUGUGCCAAAUUUUGUUGUAAUAAAACUAUAUGUUCGAAAUAUCGUGUUGAAGAGAUCUUAGUAUAAUAAAAUACAUUUAAGUGUAA
Polypterus senegalus (gray bichir) is the source of this 4260-nucleotide messenger RNA. RefSeq names its product 4-aminobutyrate aminotransferase (gene abat). Gene Ontology annotation, cellular component: mitochondrion. Gene Ontology annotation, molecular function: pyridoxal phosphate binding. The transcript is spliced from 16 exons. The coding region runs from base 332 to 1834 and encodes 500 amino acids. Gene Ontology annotation, biological process: GABA catabolic process. The record is from RefSeq and is a predicted model, not a curated record. Lineage: Eukaryota; Metazoa; Chordata; Cladistia; Polypteriformes; Polypteridae.